CUACUUGCCCUGUCGGUGCUGGUUUCACAUCACGAAACCUUACGUGAUGAACUCCUAGCGUAUUUGGCAUGAUUAUCCGAUUUGGCAGUACUGACUGCUUGAGCCUUAUGUUGACUUUAGUCUAUAGUGUCACUCAGGAGUUUGCUUGCAUCAUCCCGCAUCCCGUCAUCGUCACUAUCACACAUAUUUCCAUCUACCCCUCCGUGUGAUCUGACCGAUGGGUGUUCGAACAAUGGAGAGACGUUCAUACCAGACAGACCAUGUUCGAAUGAAUAUGAAGGAUACGAGCACCAGGCAGACCCGUGCCGUGUUAAUUGACUCAUUUCACAUCAAGACCAAGACCACAAAGAAGUGAGGUGAGCUCUUGCUAUCACCCACCAGACUGACACUUCAGCCAAUCAGUGGGCAGUUCAGAUUAUGAGGUCAUGCCCAAUCCAGGUCCGAUCCACGCCCCAAACCUUGGCCAAGACUCGCCCACUAGCUUUGGUAAUAUGGAGAUGCCCCGCCCCUCCUCUCCGACUAAAGAGCUCAACAUGUGGAGCCAAACUCUUGACCGUGUCAACGACGAUGGCGACGAAACGAUCACGACCGUGGACUUGGACAAUCUGUAUCCCGCUUUAGUAGAAUGCUUCGGGAUCAUCUUUCUGGGCUACUUGGCCGCCCGAUUCAACAUCAUGUCCAAUGUGGAAGCCAAAGGUCUGAAUGUGUUUGUGUCCACUUUCGCCUUGCCGGCCCUCAUCUUCGGCUCUUUGUGUCGGCUUCAACUGGAAAAGGUCCAAUGGAUGUUUUUGGUGGCCAUCUUUCUGGCCAAAUCCAUUCUCUUUUUCGUGGUUCUACUCGUCACCUUAAUCAUGACCCGACCUUCGGAUUUUGGUCGAGCCGGAUUAUUCGGGAUUUUCGUGACCCAGUCCAACGACUUUGCCUUGGGCUACCCCAUUUUGAUGGCCAUCUACGAGAAGACCCACCCGGAGUGUCCAAUGUAUCUGUACCUGAUUGCACCCAUCUCUUUCGUGAUUCUGAAUCCCAUUGGCUUCGUUUGUCUGGAAAUUGCCAAGUCUAGUCGCGAGAACGAUGGACCUUCAAUUUCGAUCAGUUCCAACGCCAGAACGUGGGCCCUUAUACUUCGAGUCGGACGAGGGGUUUUGUCCAAUCCCAUCAUCCUGAUGACCGUGGCUGGGAUUUUGGGAAACAUUGCCUGCCAGGGCACUUUACCUGCCAUGGCCGACCAAUUUCUUCAGACUUUGGGCUCGACCUUCUCCGGAUGUGCCUUGUUCUCGUUGGGCAUUCGGAUGGUAAGCAAAACCGGGUCUCGUCUGGAUUUGGCCUCCUUGACGGUCCCCGCCGUGCUCAUAAUGCUCAAGACCUUGGCCUUGCCCGUGAUUUGUCGGGAAAGUGUGAAUCUCUUUCAAAACUAUUAUCCACCUAACGACACCGAGCAUUUGAGUAAUUUCGCCUUCUUGUAUGGCACCUUCCCGGCCGCUCCGGGCGUGUUCGUGUUCGCUUCCAAGUAUGAUAUCGAAGCCAACCUGAUUGCCAAUGCCAUGGUGGCCUGCACUUUCGUGGCUGCUCCCAUCAUGUUUAUCUCAGCUCGCUUGCUCUCAAUCACGAACAUCAAUCCAAGUGACUACAUCCAAGAACUGGAUAUUUUUCUCUUCGACAUCAGCAUCAUCGGCCUCAUUUGCAGCCUCUGGGUCGCCUUUACUUUCGUAGCAGCCCGCAAAUUUCAACGGGUACCUCAUUUCCUCACUUUGUCAUUGGUGAUCAGUCAAUGCUUGGCGUGUAUUGGAGCCAUGCUCUGGUCCAAGAUGAGUUGCACUCACGGUUGGAAACUCUACUUUCAAUUCACCGUGUUCACUUUUGGGGUCUAUGCCUCCAGGAUUAACGCUGCCUUGCUAUCCUUGGUCAUGUUGGUAAUCGAAUUGAAAUCGGUGGUUUGGGUUCAACAAGGGCGACGGGCAUGGAUUGCCAUCGGGCUGGUGGUGCCCGGAUUUCUGGUGCUCAUGCUUCUCCUGGUGGUGGGCAAGGAAACGCAAGCCCACGGGGAUAAAAGAGAUCCCAACUUUCAAUACGGGAUGACGCAAGCAUAUGUGGCCUUGGUUGUCCUCGUCGUAUCCUUUCUCGUCACCGUGGCUUCAUUGAUAAUGCGACAGCGCUGCCGAAAGCUUCCUCCUAAUCAAAGUUUGUCGAGUCCCCAUGGGGAAAAUCUUUCGCAUCUGAGAGAUUCGGGUGCAGUCCCCAGAGAAGGCAUGCGGCGACGUCUUUUGGAGUCUCCUCAAGAACAAGAAGAGGACGAAUUCGGCGGCGACACAUCCCCCUCAAUAAUCGAUAUCCCCACCGACUCCAAUUUGGUCCAAAUUGAAGAAGACAUCCAUCAAGUUCGUGAAGCCCCUGUUGCCACAAGACGGCUUAGCGAUGAAGCCAAUGAAGCCAAUCGGUCCAUUCAGAACCCAGGAGGUCGCUAUCGUUGCACUUCGGAGCAUCGCGAGUAUUGCUCCGAAUUGUUGGACAACUAUGACAUUCCGCCGGUGGCGGAUGCCCUGAUUUGCCGAGCUCGAUAUGAAGACGAACAUCAAAUUCUACGUCACUCCUUGUUGCUCGUCUCUUUGAGCGCCUCCAUGUUUGUGGGAAUUGCUCUUUGCACCUGGACGUUGCUCAUGGAUAGCUCAAGUGGUAUUUAUUUGGAGCUGGUUUUCUUGGACGGAUUCCUAAACCUCGGCCAGGGCAUCUUUGCUCUGGCCCUCUUUGGCUUUGACUCGCAAUAUUUUUUGUUCCCGAUCCAAAAAUUCUGGCGGAGACUGAUUUAUGGUCAAGACUCCCUGGUUUUGCCGGAUUGGGAGGAUUUAGAUCGGACCACCAAGCUUUAUUGUCAGCAAUUUUUGCGAUAUCAUAUCGAGAAGUGCAUGGAGAGCCUUCUCCGCGACGUUCGAGUCCGUCUCACCACCUAUCAAGCCGUGUUUCGUGGCCAAGAAUUGGUGGAUUGGCUCAUGGAAGUUGGCUUGUCCCGAGAUCGCAACGACGCUUUAAUCUACGGGAGACACCUGCUGAAGGGUCGCGUGAUUCGACACGUGGAGGAUCAUCUUGAUUUUUAUGAUGACGUCUUUUUAUACAGCUUUCAUCCUCUCCGUGAGUAGGAAUUGAUUGCGGAUACAUGAAACAAAUACCAAAAAGAGCCGCUUUGAAGCGGCCAGAACAUUGCCGAUUUACGUUUCUGUUAUCAUGAUUAACCUCGUUAAUUGCCUCAAAUGUGUCUGUCAGUUGUCAUCGGCUCUAAAUGUUAGAGGAAUAUUAUGAGAGAUUGUAAAAUAGUCUCAAAGAGAAAAUGCUCAUGGAACCUUGGAAAUAUACGUAAAUUGUCCUUCAAA
Tigriopus californicus is the source of this 3362-nucleotide messenger RNA. It is a transcript of the gene anchor, whose product is annotated as integral membrane protein GPR155-like. Bases 426 to 3131 code for a protein of 901 amino acids. Gene Ontology annotation, biological process: intracellular signal transduction; transmembrane transport. NCBI's taxonomy places the organism in Eukaryota, Metazoa, Arthropoda, Copepoda, Harpacticoida, Harpacticidae. Gene Ontology annotation, cellular component: membrane. The record is from RefSeq and is a predicted model, not a curated record. The transcript is spliced from 4 exons.